This is a messenger RNA of Dermacentor albipictus, 3672 nucleotides long. NCBI's taxonomy places the organism in Eukaryota, Metazoa, Arthropoda, Arachnida, Ixodida, Ixodidae. The record is from RefSeq and is a predicted model, not a curated record.
CGCAAGGCAAAGCGACGUUUCGGCUCUUUGACCUGCUCUCCUGCGGUUGGCUUCCGGGAGAAGGCAGUGCCAGAGAACGAAGCUGCGGCCUUAAAACGACCACCUUGACUCGCCGGCCGCCUCAGUCUGGUCUGCAGCGCCCAGACUGGAUUCAGCCCACCCGACACGCAAGAUGCCGAGAAUUCUAUGGGCACUCCUCGUGGGCAUUGCGUUGCUGGGCCUCGCCGAGGCACAGACGUCAAGGCCACAGUUAAGUGGUUAUUUCACUUUCCUUCGGUACCGAAACCAAGCCUGUGAAGGUAAAUACGGCCAAAACGGAACAUGCGUCACAGAGCAGGAAUGCGGCGCCAAACAGGGAACGGACAUAGGACGCUGCGCCGAAGGCUACGGUGUCUGCUGCCGAGUGAGCUUCACGUGCAACAUGGUGAGCAGUGUCAACGAGACUGAGUUCGUGAACCCAAGUUACCCUAGCGGCGAGGUUGGCACGGGCACCUGCGAGGUGACCAUCACCAAGACGCCAGACAUCUGCCAGCUGCGCUUGGACUUCCUCGAGUUCAGCCUGGCGCCUCCUGAUGAGCAGGGUCUGUGCAACGUCGACUCAUUCAUGGUCCGCAGCACUGUGGGAGAGAAUCUGCCCCAGCUCUGCGGGGAAAACAAUGGCCAGCACCUGUACGUUGACAUGGGUCGACAGUCCGGCAACCCAGUCGUGCUCAGCGUUAUUAGCCGAGGAGGCAAGCGCCCAAGGAGGUGGCGAAUCAAGAUCAGCAUGAUACAGUGUGGAAGCCUCGACAUCGUAUCGCCUGGAUGCCUUCAGUAUUUCCGGAGUCCAAGCGCUAUCGUAAGAAGCUUCAACUACGGCCCACCGGUCGACAGCAAGGUCCGCUACUUGAGCGGACUUCGCUACUCCAUAUGCCUGCGUGUGGAAGAGAACUUCUGCUCCAUUAAAUGGGAGACGGAGACAAACUCUUCGUUCUCUUGGGGGCAGCCUACAUACGAGGACAACGUUGUGGCGUGUCGCGACGACUUCAUCACUGUUGACCAAGGGUCGUCGUACGGCAUGGGCCCCGGAGAAGACAGGUUCUGCGGCACGAGACUCCACGAGAAGAAUGUCCUCAUAUCGCACAGCAAACCAUUCAUGUUGAGAGUCAAGUCUAACAUGGACGCCUUGGCCAAUUCACAAGAAAAUCAACACGGAUUUUCGUUGCGGUACACCCAGCUACCAUGCGUAACAGACCAUCACCAGCAGACCAUCUCAAGGUGCCACACAAUGAAUUCUCGCAAUGGCAUAAUUGUUCUCACAGUCCUGGCCACACUGCUGGCCUCAGCAGUUGGCCAGGGAAUCUUCGGCGGGCAGCUGCCACCCAGUCGACCGGGAAGACCUCAAAGUAUAACUGGCAUUAUCAACCUGCUGCGUUACCAAAACCAGCCGUGUGAAGGUCGCAACAACCAGAAUGGAACAUGUGUCAGCGAACAGGACUGCAUUGACCGGAAAGGAACGGAAGUCAACAGAUGCGCCAACGGCUUCGGAGUUUGCUGUUACGUGAGCUUCACGUGCGGCAAGUCCACGAGCGACAACGAAACGGAGUUCGUGAACCCCAACUACCCGAACGGCGAGAACGGCACGGACACCUGCCAGGUGACAAUCGAGAAGCAGAACAACGUGUGCCAGCUGCGGCUCGACUUCCUCGAGUUCAGCCUGGCCCAGCCCGACGAGAACGGACAGUGCAUCACCGACUCGUUCAUGGUCCGAACGACGGUCGGGGAGCGCCUGCCCAUUCUCUGCGGAGAGAACGCGGGACUGCACUUGUACGUGGACAUGGGCAGAAGUUCGGGGAAUCCUGUCGUGCUAAGCGUAGUCAGUAAUGGGGACAAGAUGACUAGAAGAUGGCGGAUCAAGAUCAGCAUGGUACAGUGCAACAGCCUCGACAUAGCUCCUGCCGGUUGCCUGCUGUACUACCGAAGUCCUAGCGCCAUCGUGCGGAGCUUCAACUACGGACCCAUGGUGGAGCACAGGGUCCGUUACUUGAGCAACCUCCGAUACUCCAUCUGUAUCCGCAUGGAGGAGAACUACUGCUCCAUCAAGUGGGAGACCGAGUCCAACUCGUCCUUCUCGUGGGGCAAGCCAAUCGACCGGGGUGCUAACGGCACCAUCUGCAACAUGGACGACUUCGUGGGCAUUGACCAGGGUUCGACGCUGGGCCUUGGUCCGGGGCAGGAUCGCUUCUGCGGCACUAGCCUCGGCGAAGAGAACGUCAUCAUAUCCAACAGCAAGCCCUUCACGUUGAAGGUGAAGAGCAACCACGCCUCAAGUGACAACGCCAUGAACGGCCAGUACGGCUUCUCCUUACGAUACACGCAGCUACCGUGUGUCGUCUAGCACGAAGCCGUGCCGAGCUCUUCGAGUCACCGCGUUUUCCUGUCAUCCUUACACGGAUACCACACCUUUCUUUCGCCUCUUUUUAUUCUCCCUACGGGACACCAAUUGGACGGAUGAUCUGGCCCGGUGAUCGUCUUGAGAAGCCGGCUGAGAUUUACUCAUUUACCAAGCCGACAUCAUUGAUACCACUGCAUAUGAAUGGUUGUAUUUAUUGCGCCAACAUAACUCCACGUCUCCCCACCUCCCCCAUACCCCGAGCGCUGAAUGUGCAGUGAUAUGUCCUCCCUCACAAAAUGUUGUCAUUCUGUGGUGCCGCUCUACUUGCCAUGUUCCUCUUAAAGAUCACAAUCGCACUGAAACAGGACCCAGGAAGAGAAUGCCGAGUGUACGAAAUUUUUUUUUAGUCAGAUGCCCAGCUAACACUCAACGCUACUUGUGCUUUCGAAAUCUGUGCUGUGUCUCAAAUAGUAAAACUAAGAUAAUGCAUACAUCCAAACCAUAUGUACACCGUGACAUAUACACAAUGCAUCAAAGAACGUUACGUCCUUUAAUACUUUGAACGAUAAAACGACAAGGACCUGAUUUUAAAAGACUGAUACCAUUUGAGUGUUAGAAACAUGCGCGAUACGCGGUGCUUUUGUUGUACUAAGCUCUAUUUCCUGUGUCGUGUUCACCAUCCAUCAUCAAGCGGUGCAGUAUUUAAAAGCGUCAAUUCCUUAUUUAAAGCGCCAUCAUAGGGUGCCAAACGUUCCCAGGUAUAUGCGCUAUGUGCGAUGCAUUCACCGGCUUUCAUUUGCCGCGUCUGUUAGCGUCCUCGUUAUAUCAGAGGGCUUGCAAGCCUUACGCGUGCUGUACGGUGGCGACACCUAUACCGUUCGAGCUUACUCCCACCGUAGUAACAGGGCUGGUCUCCGUCAGCCGGGACCGUCUGCUCAAGAAAGGCAUGCCAACGCCACAGGCAACACAAAUCACAAAGCGAUGGACAUAUAUGUAUAAUUGUACUGUGCCUUAGAAGAACGAUAGAUGUAUUUAAUGCUAUAGCUUCGCAUGUGAUGAAAUGCCGCUUUUUGCUUUGCUAACGCUGUAUGCUUUUAUCUUUUUUUGCCCUGCCUGGCGCACAAGUUGCUAAGUGUUCACAACGCCACGUUGCGGCGGAUUUCACGAAAGCAACCAUGUUGUUUUGUUGACGUGCAAUGUCGCGUGUCCUCCACCUGCAAGCUGUUCUCAUAUGCCAGCAGCCUGCAGCCUCUCCUUUUGUGUACCUUUGUUGCCAUUAACGCAUAACACAUGCAGCC